Molecule: messenger RNA, 3025 nt
Organism: Cheilinus undulatus (humphead wrasse)
Lineage: Eukaryota; Metazoa; Chordata; Actinopteri; Labriformes; Labridae
Gene: slc25a40
Product: solute carrier family 25 member 40
Exons: 10
Coding region: 195-1235 (346 amino acids)
Biological process (GO): mitochondrial transmembrane transport
Source: RefSeq, a predicted model, not a curated record
UAAUGUUUUGAGAAACUGUCAAGUUAGCUGGGGUUGUAACCCCUGACAUGUACACGUGUUGAAGCUAUGCUUUACAUUUGAAGCUCGUCAGACAGUAGAAACCGGCAUACUGUCAGCAACUGUAAAAACCCGAGAGGAAUGUUUGCAUUCGUGGAGAACUUCGUGGAUGCCUGGUCGCUUUUAAAGGAGACAAUAUGAGUGGUCAAAGUCCUGCGUCUUCUGUCAAUGGAGGCAUUACUCCACUUCAGCAGAUGGUGGCGUCCUGCUCCGGAGCCAUCCUCACAUCUUUGUUUGUUACUCCUUUGGACGUUGUGAAGAUCAGACUACAGGCACAGAAAAAUCCCUUCCCUAAAGGGAAAUGCUUUGUCUAUUGCAAUGGACUUAUGGACCACAUAUGUGUGUGUGAAAACGGCAACUCCAAGGCCUGGUAUAAAGCACCAGGCCACUUCAAUGGCACACUAGAUGCCUUUGUCAAGAUAGUUCGUCAUGAAGGCAUAAAGUCAUUAUGGAGUGGUUUACCUCCGACCCUUGUGAUGGCGGUCCCAGCGACAGUGAUCUACUUCACAUGCUACGACCAGCUGUGUGCAGCUCUGAGGCUCAGGAUGGGAGACUAUGCUCAGGAGGCUCCUCUCGUAGCUGGAGCUGUUGCUAGAGUGGGUUCAGCAACGGUGAUCAGCCCCUUAGAGCUAAUUCGCACCAAGCUGCAGUCUCAGAAACAGUCGUACAGGGAGCUGAUCGUCUGCAUCCGCUCAGCUGUGGAGACAGAAGGCUGGCUGUCGUUGUGGCGAGGUCUUGGGCCCACGUUGCUGAGAGAUGUGCCAUUCUCAGCCAUGUACUGGUACAACUAUGAGAAGACCAAGGGCAGGCUGUGUGAGAGGUACAACACCAAAGAGCCCACGUUUACCAUUACCUUCAUAUCUGGAGCGGUGUCUGGCUCUAUUGCUUCUCUCGUAACGUUGCCUUUUGAUGUGGUCAAAACGAGAAGACAGGUGGAGCUGGGAGAGCUACAAGCCAAGAACUUGUCUCCUGAGGUGUCCACCUACACCUUCAGUGUGAUGAGCAGGAUUGUGGCCCAGGACGGUAUCACUGGACUCUUUGCAGGUCUCCUCCCCAGGCUGAUCAAAGUGGCUCCGGCCUGCGCCAUCAUGAUCAGCACGUAUGAGUUUGGAAAAGCCUUCUUUCACAAGCACAACCAGGAGAGGACACUCAGGCCGCUGCAGACAAGCAACACUUGAUUGUCCUCAGGUCACAGCUCUCCAGAUCAAACAUCACUACGACUACUGCUCAAUUACACCAGGAGAGGGAUGCCAAGUGAAAGCAGAAACAGGAGAUAUCAAAACAAAGAACUGCUUGAUGUAUUCCUGCAUACCAGAUUUAACAGAUGAUCAAAAAGGAUAAGAAAAGAUUAGUUUUUAUAAUUUAAUAUUCUUAUGGUCUGAUAUUCCUACAGAGUCAGUGCACAGUUGAAAAGAAAUAUUUUUGUCUGUGUUUAAAUCAUACUUUAUGCAUACAACAACCAGUAGAUGGCAGCCAUGUAUUCAUGUAGUUUUCUUCACAUUGAUCAUGUGCAUUGUGCCUGAAGUCCUUACAUCACAUAUGUAAGAUCAGUCUCUACUUGCUCUCCUGUAUGGGGCUCUCUCUGACCGCUCCCUCAUUUCCCAGUACAGAGUGAACUUUGUCUGACACAAGCCCACUGCUAUGGGAAGUACAUGCAGAUGGAGGUAUAAACACAGCAGCAUGCUUUGGGACAAACUCUCCUCACUUACACAGAAACUAGAAUUUUAUGCCACUCAAAUCACUACAUAAAUCCUGUUAGGCAUGUUACAAUCACUCCAUAGAAUGAGGAAAAAAAACGUUCAUGUUCAAGAUAAUUUCUUCCCCCCUUAUUGUUAAAGUUUGACGUUUAUAGGAUGCUAGGCUUUUGCAAAUCCACUUCACUGUCCAAUAAACACAUGUACGGUGUUCAGUACUGAACAAUCAUCAAUAAGAUCCUGACUGUAAAAAUUCAGGAUCUAAUUGAUAGUUAACAUGUUGAUUUUUACAUGUGUGUGACUUAUUAGCUUCAUUGGAGGAACUUAAGUUUUUGUGAGUGAUGACAGAAAUUUUAUGUACAGAGCAUCCCUCAUGACAAGCAAUGAAAGGCAUUUUCACCAGUUAAGCAUCGUUUAACAAUCUGACUCCACACUUAAUGGGGUUUGCCAUGCUAAAACUCAAGGCAUGUAUUUGCCUUUUUUCUAUUCAGAAUAUCUUUUAAGACUUAAUUUAAGCUAGAUUCAUGUAUCAAGUCAAGAUAAAAAUUCUAUUUCAAGAUAUGAAAAGGAAAAAAUGAGGUCUUUAAGAAAACCUGCCAAUGGCGCAGACACAAUGUUUUAAAAUUAGAUGAACAUUAACUAAAAGAAACUCAAAAAAGUAUGUAUUUUAUGCACAAAUGGCAGAAUCGUGUCUUAUUGCUUGUAAUGCUGGCCUUAUUUUAUCUUUGAUUUGUUGAAAUAAAAUUGUAUCUUUUUUUUUGUAAAUCUAGGAAAACUUGAUAAGUUUGAAUAUGUGCAGUGCGAAUGUAAUUAAUUGAUUGAUAGUGACAGCUUCUUAGUUACACAGCAAGAUAAGUCUGUGAACUUAAAAUACCCAUCCAAUAGUAGCUAUGAUCAUGUAAUGCUGAAGUGCUUUGGUUUGAGGACACUGUCGCCACCACGGAGAAGAGAAGUAUGACUAUCGCUUCAAUGACUUCCUGAUACUAUGAUUUAAGUUUUUGCGGUGCAAACCCUUGACGUGAGCUUGCAAACAUAUGGAAAUGUGUAGGGACCAGUAAGAGACAGACCCUGUGAGCGAGUGUGUGUGAGGAGACAAAGGAUUUCUUUUUUUCCACUUCCUCUCCCAUGUAACACAUGAAGUUGUGAUUUAAAAAAAACAAAACGCACUAAAGCUAAUGUGCCAAAACAGUGUGAGUUUGAAGCUAUUAGGCUUUUUUUCAGUAUGACAAGAAACUGUGACACUUGUAAACACAAAUGUUAAAAUAUUUUCCUGA